AUGUCCAGUUCCUCGGACUCGUCAGUGCUCGAAAGACCCAAGCGACUAGGACUCAACGCGCCGUACGACUCAGAUUCGGACUCUGGCCCCUCCGAUUACAAAAAGCGCAAACUGACGCCGCCGCGACGGUUGAAGCCACAUUUUUCGGAGAAACAGUUGCGAGACUAUGUGGAUCAGCUCGCCGAGCAACAGGAGAACUUCCGUCAACUGCACUUGUACACCGGCAAACUGAGAUCCGUCUUCGGAAAGAUUCUUAAAACGGUGCGUCCAAAAGAGGAGGAGGAAGACGAUUUGGAGGAGGAGGAGGAGGAGGAAGAACGUCCAGGAACUGCUGAUUUGAAGGUGUCGAUGCUCGAGGAGAGUGCGAAAAUGGUUCGCGAUUUGAUAAACGAUCAUCAGAAGCAACAAGAGCAGUUUAUGGAGUUGAACAGGAAACUCCAAAUGACCAUGUUCCUGUACGGAUUAUGUGAAAUCGAGGGAUUCGUGCAGAACACCUCCACACCCAUCGAUGACGUCAUGGAGGUGUGCAACUACUUGUUGCAGUGUAACGGCGAAAAGAGUCUCUCGCAGUACAUUUACGACGUGUUCCUCAACAUGCACAAGAAUAUCGAGAUGAUCAGCACGGACGACUACAGGGAAAUGCGGAAGCAGAGCGAGAAGAUUGACGAGUUGCACGCAGAGAUGAACGCGCAACACGACGCGUAUGAGGAGAAGAUCCGCAGGUUGGAGAGACGAAAUCGCAAGGAGGAGAGGCAGGUGAAGCCGGAGGGAAUCAUCGAGAAGACUAUGGACAAACGGGGCAUGGUGCGCAACGAGACGAGACGGGGAGGUGCGUCUUUUUUGCAAGGUAAUACCGCUUCACCUUCUUUUUGUUUUUGGGAACGUUGGACGUACUGAAAGUGUAGCUUUUUUCAGAUUCUACCCCAUCGCCUCCAUCUUUUUAUUUUUCUUCCGCCUGCCCACAAACGCCCAAAGGAUUUAUGGAAAAAGUGGUAAGUCGCCGGGGUUGUCUCAAAGCUAAUAAACGAAAUGUUUCAGCGCUCCGAUUACAAGACGAUCCGAAGGUUGACAACGGAACUGAAGCACCAGAAAAGUGACCUGGACCGCGCGACGAGUCGCAUUCAACGCGAUCGCGACUGGAUCGACAAGUUGCAGUCGGAUUUGGCGGACGAGCGGAAGAAGACGUACGAGUCGUUGCCGGAAGACGUGAGCAAGAUUGCGUUCCUUGAGAAUGAGGUGAAUGUGAAGCAGCUGCGAAUUCACACGCUACAAUUGGAAGCGGACGCGUUGAAGAGCGCCUAUUCGCGGCACGUCGACGAGAUUCGCGGAUUGCAAGACAUUGUGCAAAAGUAUCGAGACGACGGAGGCAAAACCGAUGAGAUUGAGUGGUUGGAGGCGAAGAUCAAGGAGCAGGCGGAGACGGUGGAGAAGCAGCGCGGUUGGAUUGAAGAGUUGGAGCUGAAGGUUGAGCAGCGAGAGAGUCAAAUCAAGAGUAUGAGCACGAAUCGACCGAUGGCCUGGACACAUUGCACCGAUUGUGGAGACGCCUACACCGACACCGAUCCGGCAAAGCUUCCCAGAUUUUUGAGUGAGUUUUGUCUAAAAUCUUAGACCCUAUUAUCAGAUUCUUCACAUAUCAGCAGACGUUUGACGCAAAAAAAAACAAAGAACAAUUUGUUAAUUGCAGACUGCAUGCACGUCCUGUGCACGGCGUGUUGCGAGGCCGAAUCGAACGGCGGUCUCGUCAUAGAAUGCCCCGCCGAUGGAUCGAUCACAAUUGUGCCUACAAUCGGUGUCAGCGGCCUUCCGACCGUUGAAAACAUUUAUGAGACUGAGGAGAUUGAGGAGGAGGAGGAGCCAAGCAUGUGA
Messenger RNA from Caenorhabditis sp. 36 PRJEB53466, 1869 nucleotides. The record is from the annotation of a GenBank genome assembly. Lineage: Eukaryota; Metazoa; Nematoda; Chromadorea; Rhabditida; Rhabditidae.